Fusarium poae is the source of this 3807-nucleotide messenger RNA. RefSeq lists its product as uncharacterized. The record is from RefSeq and is a predicted model, not a curated record. Lineage: Eukaryota; Fungi; Ascomycota; Sordariomycetes; Hypocreales; Nectriaceae. The coding region runs from base 1 to 3807 and encodes 1268 amino acids. Gene Ontology annotation, molecular function: hydrolase activity, hydrolyzing O-glycosyl compounds. The transcript has 5 exons. Gene Ontology annotation, biological process: carbohydrate metabolic process.
AUGACGUACCCCCGUCCUGAUUUCGAGCGUAACCCACUUCGCUGGGAGUCUCUCAAUGGACAAUGGGAUUUCCUUUUUGAUGAUGGCGACGCUGGCCUUUCUGAGAAUUGGCAGCGUUCCGGUCUCCCUGAGGAGGUCAAAGUAACUACAUCCACUACUUCCCGCAAAGAAGGCCAAAGCGACAGUGUUGUCCAGAAGAUUAUGGGUGAGGCCCAUUCUCUUAUCCAGAACAACGUCUUCACCUCAUCCACCCAGACUUCAAACUCAAAAACCAAAAUCAACGUUCCCUAUGUCUUCCAGUCUCCUGCAUCGGGCAUCAACGAUCGAGGUGUCCACGAGGUUUUGUGGUACGAACGUGCUAUUUCAGACUUGAGAUCCGCACAAGAAAAAGAGAAGAAUCACAGGCUGGUUCUGCGGUUCGGGGCUGUUGACUAUGAAGCUACUGUUUGGGUCAACGGAGAGUAUGUCGGUAGUCAUCGAGGAGGUCACGUUCCCUUUGAGAUUGAUAUCACUGAUGCCGUCAACGCGGCCAAAGAUGCUACCACCCACCGUGUCACCAUUCGAGUUUACGAUUCAGCUUAUGAUCUGACUCAGCUUCGAGGAAAGCAAUACUGGGCUGCCAAGCCAGAGACAAUCUUCUACACGCCCUCUGGCGGUAUCUGGCAGUCUGUCUGGCUUGAAGUUGUUCCCUCUGCUCGCAUUGCUGAUAGCUCUUCUGGCACUGUUAUCAAGUCCAACGAUAUCCAUUCUGGCCAACUUCGCAGCACCAUUGCUACCAAGGGACGACGUGUAGGCAGGGACUAUAGCGUUGAGGUCGAGGCUAGCUUUGCUGGUGUUCCUGUGUCCAAGUCUGAGAAGAAGGCUCUUCCUCGGGAGACUAAUUCGGUCGCCGUUGAGCUCAACGUCCGUUUGUCAGAGGAGCAAAGAUCUAAGCUGCCUCAAUCUGUCAUUGAGAAUGCGACUCUCGAAAAUGACUUUGCCUGGCGCGAUGGUGUUGCGCUCUGGUCUCCUGAGCAUCCUCAGCUUUACGACCUCGUCAUUCGCUUGUACGAUGACACAGACAAGAUCAUCGACGAGGUCAAGACCACAACCGGCAUGAGAAGCAUCAACUGGACAACAGGUGACGGUACUUGGCGUCUCAACGACAAGCCAUACUUCCAGGCUCUUUGUCUCGACCAGGGCUACUGGCCCGAGACAUUCAUGACACCCCCUAGCUCCGAAAGCCUCAAGCUUGAUAUCGAACUUGCCAAGAAGAUGGGCCUCAACGGCUGCAGAAAGCACCAAAAGGUUGAAGAUCCACUGUUCUAUUACUGGGCUGACAAGCUUGGUUUCCUCGUCUGGGGCGAGAUUGCCAAUGCUUAUGCUUUCAGUGCAGAGUACAUCGAUCGUUUCAACGCUGAGUGGACCGAAGCUGUCAAGUUGGUUAUCAACCGUCCUUCUGUUGUGACUUGGACUCCUGUGAACGAAAGUUGGGCUUAUCCUUCGCUCGAGGAUAACGCGGAGCAACGAAACCAUAUCCGUCAGCUGUACUAUCUCACAAAGAACCUCGACGAUACUCGAAGUAUCAACGAUAACUGUGGCUGGCAGCAUGUACUUACAGACCUAACCACGUUCCACGACUACAGCGAUGGUCCAGAGAUCGAAAAGACUUGCUCCACUCUUGAAGGCAUCAUCGGUCCCAAGGCCGGCGGUCGUGGCGUUUUCCUGAAGCCCAUCCCUGGCGUUGAUGAGGGCUCGGCGCACAAGCCUGGCGCACCCGUCAUGAACACUGAGUUCGGCGGUGUGAACAUUGCUCCCGCUAAGAAAGAAGAGGGAGCUGACCUGGACUGGGGCUACACCACUGCUACAAACCCUGACGAUCUCGUCAAGAGGAUCGAGCGACUUGUCAACGGUAUUGUCCUUGGAGGACACUGCUGUGCGUUUGUGUACACUCAACUUGCCGAUAUUGAGCAGGAGGUUAAUGGAUUGUAUACCUUUAACCGAGAGGAGAAGUUGGAUCCUUCCAAGGUGAAGGCUGUUCUUGAUAAGGCCAUUGGGCAGUAUUACAACAGAGCUCACCCUCAACAGACUCGACACUCCAUGAUGUGGCUGGGGAAAGAUCAUCGCAUUGUGAGCAACACCAGAAACCUCCACGGCGCCAGACCCGGCUUUUUGCCCGCGGUUGGGACCAUCUUACAUCAUCUAUAUCAUACUACUACUAGUCGCAUAUCUCAAUUGAAUGUCAUAGCUAUACGCGCCUCCCAUCGUCCUUCUCUCCCUGCAUUGCCCUGCUCUGCCUUGGGCCGCGCGAUGCCUUCGUCACGGCCAAACGCGCAGUCGCCCAUCAUCGAGGCCGACGCUACUCUCGACAACAACAUCGACACUAUCCGCAUUCCAGAACCCCACGGUACAUAUCUACAAACACGCGGCGCCCGCGCAGCUCGUCGGAUCUACAAGGCCAUGGGCGUCUGGCCGUGGGACAUUGUCCCUGAAGCACCUCCUAAGAUGUGGGCUAUCAAUUUGCUUGAGGAUCUGGCCCUUGUUGCGGAUCAUGUCGCCAGGAAUCCGGGCGAUACGCUGCAGGAUCUCCAGUCGGAGCUUCGCAAGUCUCUUGCGCGCGAUCGCAAACCUUCGUAUGCUGGGAAAUUGAUGGCGCAGGAUGUCCACGCUGCCAAGAAGCGCUUCGUGAGAACCAUGCCUCAGUCACCAGAUGCUCAGGACGAUACUGGUGAUGAUGGUGGUACCAUCGAGAGGCGCUCUGGGCGACGAAGAAGAACAGCAAAUUAUAGUGCCCCAGAUUCACCAAUUGAUCCAUCGAGAUCGCGUCGACACACGUCUUCGGAGGAGAGCGAAGAGCACAUGGCAUCGUCUAUCACCGUCGCCUCAGAGUUUCCCCCAUCUCCUCCCGUACCUCGCAACGUUCGCCAGCUGAAACGGCCAGCUACCACGAUACCCACUCCGAUAGAAAAACGCAUUCGACACAGCUCCCCAGAAGGGUCGCGUCUCUCCGCAGCGCAGAGUCUGAUGAUGUUUAGUUCUCCGAUGGCUACGUUCCAAAUGGCUUCAUCUUUCGGCCCCAGCGCAACUGCCAACGCUACCCGCUCCCUUGAGCCUAAUAAUCUUCAAGAAGCUCUACAACCGGCGACCAACGUCUUUGUCGCAGCGAUCGACGCCCACGUCCGAACGAUACGUUCUUCGCUAGCCAUCGCGCAACAAGAGAUAUUUCCCCACAGAACAACACACCAGGAAGCGAUGAGCAAAUUGCGCGCCGCCCAAGACCGCGUGCAGGCUAUACACGACGACAUUACCGAAUCACAAACGAAACUGCGACUGCUCAUAGAGGAGACAGCCGCCGAAGACGCCUUGGCGCCGCAGCUACACGCACUCCAGGAGAAUAACAUGACCCUACCGCCCGAGAUAGCCCAGGCAAUACGCAGCUACGAAACACGUCGGGCUGCCAAGGGCGAGGAGAUCAAAACCCAAGAGACGGCCAUCAGCUUGAAACGCGACGAGCUAAAGCGAGCCACUGCCGACCUCGACCUGGCAGAGAAGAACUCGGGCGGCCUCGAGUCUGACAUACGAGACUUGCAGGCCGCCGUGACACGUGGGACAGAAGCAGCCCGGUUCGCCAACAUGUUUAGUGUAAUGGUGCGGUUAGGUCCAGAAGGACUAGCGAAUAUUGAGCAGAUAUACCCCGAGAUUGGCUCGCUGCUGGAACAGCUCCUCAUGUCCAAGAAUAACCCGUCGCCACCACACGAUAAUCACCACGGACAUCAUCAUCAUAAUAAUAGCGUGGCGACGGAUGGCGACGAGACUAAUGGCAUGUGA